This is a messenger RNA of Perca fluviatilis (European perch), 6907 nucleotides long. RefSeq names its product ankyrin repeat and IBR domain-containing protein 1-like. Gene Ontology annotation, molecular function: ubiquitin protein ligase activity; ubiquitin conjugating enzyme binding; zinc ion binding. The transcript is spliced from 21 exons. Lineage: Eukaryota; Metazoa; Chordata; Actinopteri; Perciformes; Percidae. The coding region runs from base 337 to 4191 and encodes 1284 amino acids. Gene Ontology annotation, biological process: positive regulation of proteasomal ubiquitin-dependent protein catabolic process; protein polyubiquitination; ubiquitin-dependent protein catabolic process. Gene Ontology annotation, cellular component: cytoplasm; ubiquitin ligase complex. The record is from RefSeq and is a predicted model, not a curated record.
CAUACUGAAGCGAUCCAGUCAGUCUCGCCCCUCCGCUCUCAGUAGCAUCAUCAGCGUCCCCGCCGGGUCCGGUGGGAGAGAGGAUGGUUCAGCGGAAAAGCAGCCGGGGAUGCGAAUGACAGUGAUAAGAUAAUGGCCCGCGAUUUACCCAAAUUCCCGAAUGUGCGACUAGUGACCAAGUGAAACGACCGUGGCAGGAAAACGCUGAACCAUGUUGCUCUAAGUUGUGACCUGUGGUGAACGGGGGAGGAGGAAGAGGAGGAGGAAGGAGGUGCAGGCAGGCAGACGGGCAUCUGCCACAGCUCCCUUUAGGCGGCCCUUUGCAAGCUUGAAGCCAUGGGCAACACAGCUACCAAGUUCCGCAAGGCCCUGGUGGGUGGUGAUGAGGCCCUGGCCUGGCAGCUGUACGAGGGCAACCCUCAAUUCAGGGAUGGCCUGGACCCAAAUGCGUCGUACGGAGAGCAGUACCAGCACAACACGCCCCUGCACUAUGUGUGCCGCCACGCCAUGACACGUCUGCUCAGGUCCUUCCUGUUCAGUAAAGAGGGGAACCCCAACAAGCGCAAUGUGCACAACGAGACGUGCCUUCACGUGCUGUGCCAAGGCCCGCAAAUCCUGCUGCUGCCAGAGGGAGCACUGUCGCCACGACUGGCCCGACCCCAGAGGGACGAGCAGCGUCGUGCCGACUGCCUGCAGAUGAUCCUGAGCUGGACGGGGGCCAGGCUGGAGGGAGGCCAGUAUGAGAAGGCCAAUGUCAACGCCACCGACAAUCACCACAGCACCUGUCUGCACUAUGCUGCUGCUGCAGGCAUGAAGAGCUGUGUAGAGCUGUUAAUCCAGAGCGAGGCAGACCUUUUUGUGGAGGAUGAGGACAAGUUGACGCCAUGUGACCAUGCCGAGCGGCAUCACCACACCGAGCUGGCUCUCAGCCUGGAGUCCCAGAUGGUUUUCUCUUCUUCAGCUCAGCAGUCAAACGCAGACGCACAUGGUGAAACCAACCUGCUGCAAUACAAAGAGCCUUAUGAGGGACUGAAGCUUCAGGACCUGCGCAGGCUAAAGGACAUGCUGAUCGUAGAGACAGCAGACAUGCUGCAAGCCCCCCUCUUUACUGCAGAGGCCCUGCUCCGAGCACAUGACUGGGACAGAGAAAAGCUUCUGGAAGCCUGGAUGUCAGACGCUGAUGGCUGCUGCCAGCGCUCAGGUGUGACUAUGCCAACCCCACCACCCAGCGGCUACAAUGCAUGGGACACCCUACCCUCACCUCGCACCCCUAGGACUCCGCGCUCACCCCUCACACUCACCCUCACCUCCCCGACCGACAGCUGCCUCACACCUGGAGAGGAGGGCCUGUCUUCGUGUGGAAUCUGUCUCUGCUCUAUCUCAGUGUUUGAAGAUCCAGUGGACAUGUCCUGUGGACACGAGUUCUGCAGAGCAUGCUGGGAAGGGUUCCUCAAUGUAAAGAUUCAGGAGGGUGAUGCACACAAUAUCUUCUGCCCGGCCUAUGAGUGCUACCAGUUGGUGCCGGUGCAUGUGAUAGAAAGCGUAGUUUCCAGAGAGAUGGACCAGCGAUAUCUACAGUUUGACAUCAAGGCAUUUGUGGAGAACAAUCCUGCUAUCCGAUGGUGUCCUGCAGCUCGUUGUGAGCGUGCGGUGCGGCUCACCCGACCAGGCCCUGGGGACAGUGACCCACACAGUUUCCCCCUGCUGCCCUCCCCAGCUGUUGAUUGUGGCAAGGGUCACCUCUUCUGCUGGGAGUGCCUUGGCGAGGCCCAUGAGCCAUGUGACUGUCAGAUGUGGAGGAACUGGCUCCAGAAAGUCACAGAGAUGAAGCCUGAGGAGUUGGCAGGUGUGGGUGAGGCCUAUGAGGAUGCUGCUAACUGCCUGUGGCUGUUGACAAACUCAAAACCAUGUGCCAACUGCAAGUCGCCCAUUCAGAAGAAUGAGGGCUGCAAUCAUAUGCAGUGUGCCAAGUGUAAGUAUGACUUCUGUUGGAUAUGUCUGGAGGAGUGGAAGAAGCACAGCUCAUCAACAGGAGGCUAUUAUCGCUGUACUCGCUAUGAGGUCAUCCAACAGCUAGAGGAGCAGUCCAAGGAGAUGACUGUGGAGGCAGAAAAGAAGCACAAAAGUUUUCAGGAGCUUGAUCGUUUCAUGCACUAUUAUACUCGCUUCAAGAACCAUGAACACAGUUAUAAGUUGGAGCAGAAACUACUAAAAACAGCUAAAGAGAAGAUGGAGCAGCUGAGCAGAGCCUUUAUUUGCCGUGAAGGCACUCCUCCAGACACGGGGUUUGUUUCUUCUCAGACGGACCUUGAAAUGGUUGUGGAGGAUCUGGCCCAGAAGGUCAACCGGCCGUACCUGAGGACUCCCUGCCACAAGAUAAUCAGUGCAGCCCGCCUGGUGCAGCAGAAGAGGCAAGAAUUCCUGGCGUCAGUGGCCCGAGGCGUCGCUCCCAACGAUUCUCCUGAUCCUCCUCGCAGGAAUUACCCUGGAGGAUCAUGGGACUGGGAGUACCUCGGCUUUGCCUCCCCUGAGAUGGGGAGUCGUCACUCUGUACUAGGAGCAGGAGAUCAAAGAGAGAGACAGUCACAGGAUUAUGCUGACAUCCAGUACCGUCGUAGACACAGGCCACGGCGCAGAGGAGACAUGCUGAGUUUGCACAACCUUAGAAGCGGCAGCAACACACCAGAGACCAGCAGGAGGAGUGACAGCACAGAAGGUCCAGAGAGAAGCGAGGGUCGCAGAAGAGCGCUGGGCUCGCUGGAUGAAGAUGAUCCAAACAUCCUGCUGGCCAUCCAGCUGUCCCUUCAGGAGUCUCGCAGAGAGCGAGGCCUGGAAGGAGGGAUUGAGGGGAGAGUGGAGCUGGAUCGUGGACUGGACAGAGGACAGGAGAGAAGGCUGGGUCCCCCAGGAGAACUGGGUGAUGUUGCUUUGCACUCUCUCAACACAGAUGGUCCUCCAGGAGCCAGAGGCCCCUCCUUCCCCACUUCUCUCCUGGAUCCUCCUCGCCCCCCUAACAGGACAGACUCCACCUCCCAGCCUCCCAUGUCAAACUCCUUUCCCCUUCCUCCCCCACCUCCCUCUCUCAGUGCAGAGCUGCUGGAGCUGGGAGACAGCCUUAUGAAACUGGGGAACAUUACCACUCCUUAUGACCUAGACACACACACACAGGAGCAGCUCAGCUCUCACCACACGUACAACCACAGUACACUCACUGCUCCCUACACCAUUGAACCUGCUUACAGCGACUGCAGCCAUAGACCAGACCAGAAUGCACUGACCACUCCAUAUGUGCUUGACCAUAUCACCAUUACAGAUCCCAGUUACUGCCAGUCCAGUGGUUAUUUGGCUGAGGCUGAACACACUGCCUCCUGCGCACUUGAACGCACCCAAAACCCUGCCCAUCCCAGUUCAUAUAGCCGGGAACAUGCAGCCACGUGUGACAGCACCCCAAAACCAGACAACUCUUACAACCCCUGCCCCGAACACAGUAGCUCUUACACUCAGGAGCGCCCUGCCGCCUACGCUCUUGAACACCCACCCAAAUCAGAUUUCCAGCCCCAUGCCCAGUUGUGCCUCCCGUCUCCAGAGCUUGAGCCGGAGCUGCUGCUUUCACCGGUGAUCCCCCCGGGGGGCCCUUUCACCCCCAGUGACCCUCAGAGUCUAGAGCCCCUGGACCCCACAGCCAGUGCCCAGCUGCUGGACAACAUCAUGGCCUGGUUCAACAACAACAUUAACCCCCAGAACAACCCUCAGAGCCUGGCCCUUAUCCCCUCCCCGCCCACCACAGAAACUGACUCCUCCCCUGACACAAACACUGAGACUGAGACAGAGAGCCAGACCUCCAGGGACAUGACCCCUGCCCCUAUCUGGCAGCCCCUGGAGGGCGAGCCAGAAGCAGACAGAGGGUUGGCGAGUCCCCGUCUAGGUGCGGAGGGUGCGGAGGGCCCUAAGACGGCGAGGCCCAGCACUCUGGAACUGGAAAACAGAGAGGCUGGCGAGGAGGGUGUGGACGUAGGGUGUGUGGCUGACCUGUCGCUGGACGAAGCGCACACACACCUGUACUCACACUCCCAAGGUGGAGACAGUCCCACACACACUGCCCCAGCCACAGAGAGAGAUUUAGACCUUAUCCUUCACUUAGAGGGGGACCAAUCCACUGAGGAGUGGGAGGAGCAAGUACACCUGGUGUGACAGCGACAGAACGAUGUAGAAAGAAGGUUGAGCCAAGUACAGGAAGAGAGAGAGCGAGAGAUAAAAGUGAAGAAGAAAGAAAAUCAAAGACUGGGAAAACUAAAGAGAGGAAAAAUAUAAGAUAACGGUGAUGCCUCAAUGAAAGAUGUAGGUCUGUGGAGUGUUUACUGUAUGUAUUAUACUGUAUCUAGAGGAGACCUAAAACCCUGCGAACUUUGUCCAGUAAAGAUUAUGUCAUACGCAUUUUUUAAGUGCUUUUGUCUGCUCUAAAAACAGACCAACUAUUCUUUGAAACAAAUGAGUGUUUAAAGCAAAGUAUAUCAAUGGAGAGCUACUGAUAUCAUAACACAUUAAAUGCUGCACAUGUUUUGUUUUCUUAUUUUAUUUAUUUCCUUUAUUUCUCUUGUCAGUUUGUUCAGGAUAAAGUUUUGGUGCUGAUCAUGCCGAAAUCGAAACUUGCCUCGUACAGUAUACUCAGACUUUUAUUAACACACCGACCCAACAACAAGCCUCCUGGAGCCAAACAUGAUAACUGUAACCUUGGAGCUUGUUUAGCGUACUGUACAAUCAAAGGGCCUAAUUCAGAUUUUUGGACCUUCAUGCACACUGUGCCUGCUUUGUUAGAGCGCCAACACACUACUGAUGUUUCCUUUUGGUAGGCUGCAAUGAACGGUGAUCCAUUUGUCUGCUCAGUAGACAUCAUGCUAGUACAACGUGCUUAUCUGGAUUAUAUGACAGUCAUAAUUCUUAUGUAAUGCUCCAGUGAUCACAGAACAGAUAUUGGCUUGUCCAUUUGAACAGUGGAGUCGGUGGUCAGUCUCAGCCAAGAGUCAAUAGGAAUUCAGUCUUGCUCAAAGGCACUUCAGCAUCAUGGGUGCUUGUUGUUUGUUGUUAUACCCAUUCUAUAAAAUGAUCUGUCUUUAUUGGAGAUGAGCUGUGUCAUCCUUAUUGCUGUAUUUUACACCUGCUUUGGAUCAGUUUUCACAACAGGUUUCAAUGUAGACAAAGUGCUAUAAUGUCAAUUUUGGCCUCAAAAUUGACAUUAUAAAAACAUCUUUGUCAAAUUGUCACAAUAUUUUGUGUCACUGAAAUGUAAUCACUGUUUAUCAAAAUAAGAUGGCUCUCAUCAAAACAAAUAUUUAAUGGAUAAAACUAGAUCACGUCAUGUAUGAUAGUAGAAGAGUCUUAUAUUCAUCUUUUUGUGUUUUUAAAGGUAAUGAUAUAUCAAAUCAGUCUGUCUCUAUGUACAUUGAAACUGUUGUGAAAACUGAGCCAAAGCAAUCGGACAAUACUUAACAUGUAAACACUCAUUUAGUUCAUUUUUAACAUAUCUAUCCCACUACUGAUGAUUAGUGCAGUUGAUAGAUGGGAGAAUGGUUGUGUUUUUACUGUAAUUUAUCCUUUUAAUUUCUUAUUAUAGAAAUUACAUUUUGUUCCAGUUGAGACCAGAGUUGUUGGGUCUGUGUGCCUUUUUUGUUUCAAUCGUAUUUGUUUUGUAUUUAUUACUGUCAUUACUUUUUAAACCUGCUAAACAAAGUUGCUAAUGAAAGAUAAUGAAGAACACACCACUUUGGCUGUUGCCAUACACUGAGGUUCUUGAUGUACAUUAGUAUUGUUUGUCCUCAUACCCCGGGUGUAUCUUAUUUUACCUUGUCCCCAGAGAAAAACUGCUUUGAAGAUAUGUGAAAAGAAAUCAUUUGUCUUUAGAGUUUCCACUAUAAUUAACAACCAUUUUAUCUUAAAGUUGUUCAAAUGUAGUUGGCCUUUGUUUCUUUUCUGGAAAUGGCACUCUGAAUCCUGGGUUAUCACUCAGCCUUUAUCUUUAAACUUUAUUGCCCAACUUUAAUGUUUACAAGAGAAUUAAACUGCCUGUUAUGUUGAGAUGUGAUCUGGUGCUUUUGGGACUGAAAUGAUGAUAAUGGAGUGUUUUUAAUCAUACUUUCAUGGCAGGCCAAACAAAUGUAAAGAUAUUCUGGUUUUGUUAAAAUGUCUCCCUCAACUUUACAAAAGGUGCCAGUUAUACAGAACGUGAUAUGAAAUUAAAAUGCAUCACUUACAAUUAAUAGUUUGAGUUUUUAGCCUGUUUGAAGUGUGAGGUCUGGAGUGCUCCACUGAAGAGAUAAAACCCCUAAAAUAACUCACAUUUUCCUCUCCAUGUUGAACAUUAAACUGUGAAGGUGCUGGACAGGUUGUACGUGCUGACGUUUAGACAUUUCAUAAUGCCUGCUAAAGUGUGAGGGCAGCUUGUGUCGCCCAUAACAUUUUAGACAUUGUUUCCUGAGGAAUGGUUUAAUUAACAUUUGUUUAGGUUGCAUGGUUGCAACAGGAUACACAAUGGAAGAGUCUGGGAUCUUUUAAUUUGCACAAGCAUGCUGUUAAUGUGUUGCACUAAUCCAGUGCUGUCAGGCAAGAUGUGGAGGACUGAUCAGUGUUGCUUUUAUUACAAUUAUUUCCUUUUUUUGUUUUCUUGAUUUAGAAUUGAAUUUAUUGUGUCAAGGGAAUGGUCCUGUGCCAUUUUCUACUCCAAAUAUGUUUAUAUUUUAACGAUCCCUCAACCAACCACUUCAGAAUAAAAAAAUAAAAAAUGAAAUUGCACUUGCAUAGUUUAUACUUGAUACAUUCCCAGUCGGUCCAUAAGAGAGGUUAGAUGUGGGGCCAAAACUGUAAAUGAAAGUGUCAGUGCAAAGUUUACUCUCAAUAAAAACAAAUGAAAGUG